UCUCGUUUCAUAGGCUGACCUUGAGGUCAUCACCGCCUGAAAAUGUCUCAAAACUAAAAAAUGAUCUAAGGGUUGAAACAAGAUAAGAUCAAAUUGAUGUCAUGGUAAUUACGGGGAGUACCAUUCAGUUAUUAGGUAGAUUUUACUGUUGAUCCCUGGGCUUAGAUGCCGGUGGGAACAUGCAGUUUUUAUUUCUCUGCUGGUAUAAAAGCAGGUGAGGACUUUGUUUAACUGCACUCACUGAGAAACCACAAAACGAAGCUAAAAUUCUUCAGACCCACAACCAACUACCCCGAACACAUCCUGCAAAAAGUCCAGAGGAAGAAGAGCCAUGGAUUACUACAGAAAGCAUGCAGCUGUCAUUCUGGCCACAUUGUUUGUGUUUCUGCACAUUCUCCACUCCUUUCCUGAUGGAGAGUUUACAAUGCAGGUUUGCCCAGAAUGCAAGCUAAAGGAAAACAAAUACUUCUCCAAGCUGGGUGCCCCAAUUUACCAAUGCAUGGGCUGCUGCUUCUCCAGAGCGUACCCCACUCCAGCAAGGUCCAAGAAGACGAUGUUGGUCCCUAAAAACAUCACCUCAGAAGCCACAUGCUGUGUGGCCAAAGCAUUUACCAAGGCCACAGUAAUGGGGAAUGUCAAAGUGGAGAACCACACGGAGUGCCACUGCAGUACUUGUUAUUAUCACAAAUCUUAAAU
Messenger RNA from Myotis davidii, 696 nucleotides. RefSeq names its product glycoprotein hormones, alpha polypeptide (gene CGA). Gene Ontology annotation, molecular function: follicle-stimulating hormone activity. Gene Ontology annotation, biological process: positive regulation of steroid biosynthetic process; thyroid hormone generation. Gene Ontology annotation, cellular component: extracellular region; follicle-stimulating hormone complex. The transcript has 4 exons. The record is from RefSeq and is a predicted model, not a curated record. Bases 332 to 694 code for a protein of 120 amino acids. NCBI's taxonomy places the organism in Eukaryota, Metazoa, Chordata, Mammalia, Chiroptera, Vespertilionidae.